This is a messenger RNA of Physeter macrocephalus (sperm whale), 2113 nucleotides long. It is a transcript of the gene GRHL1, whose product is annotated as grainyhead like transcription factor 1. Lineage: Eukaryota; Metazoa; Chordata; Mammalia; Artiodactyla; Physeteridae. Gene Ontology annotation, cellular component: nucleus. Gene Ontology annotation, biological process: regulation of transcription by RNA polymerase II. Gene Ontology annotation, molecular function: DNA-binding transcription activator activity, RNA polymerase II-specific; RNA polymerase II cis-regulatory region sequence-specific DNA binding. The transcript has 9 exons. The record is from RefSeq and is a predicted model, not a curated record. Bases 514 to 1776 code for a protein of 420 amino acids.
CGGGCGAGGAGGCGGGGGUGCCAGGCUGGGAGGGCGGGCGGCGCGCGUCUCGCCGUCCGCCUUCUCUGCCGCGGCCUCUGCCUGUCCGCACCCCCGGCCGCCUUUGUUCCCCCGAAGACCCCUGAGGGGACCCCUGCCUUGGGGGCCUUGACUCUGGAGAGGAACCGCCACUCCCGGCCUCCGCGUCCUGGUCUGGGGGACCACCCCACGGGCGCGCCCCGCUGCUGCUCUCCGGUGGCCCGGGUGCGCGGCGGGAGCCUCGGGGCGCCCCGCUCGCGGGCUGGGGCUCUGCCCGCCGGCGGCCCCGUGUCCCCACCGGGGCGUUUUCGCUCAGGGGUGACAGUGGAGCUCUUUGGGACGCGCUCCGCGGCUGGAAAGGGAGAGCUUCUCAGCAAACGGCCAGUGUUGGUUCUUCAGAAUGAAGCACUUUAUCCACAGCGUCGUUCCUACACUAGUGAGGAUGAAGCCUGGAAAUCUUUCCUGGAAAACCCUCUCACUGCAGCAACCAAAGCGAUGAUGAGCAUCAAUGGAGAUGAAGACAGUGCAGCCGCGCUGGGCUUGCUCUAUGACUACUACAAGGUUCCACGAGAGAGAAGGUCAUCAGCAGCAAAGCCAGAUGUAGAGCACCCGGAGCCGGAUCAUAGCAAAAGAAAUAGCAUAUCAAACGUGACUGAGCAGCCCCUCAUUUCUGCUGGAGAAAACAGAGUGCAAGUGCUGAAAAAUGUGCCAUUUAACAUUGUCCUUCCCCAUGGCAACCAGCUGGGCAUCGACAAGAGGGGCCAUCUGACGGCUCCUGACACCACGGUCACUGUCUCCAUAGCAGCGAUGCCUACCCACUCCAUCAAGACAGAGACCCAGCACCACGGCUUUGCUGUGGGGAUCCCCCCGGCAGUGUAUCACCCUGAGCCCACAGAGCGCGUGGUGGUUUUCGACCGGAACCUGAAUGCUGAUCAGUUCAGCUCUGGUGCUCAGCCCCCAAAUGCUCAAAGGCGCACUCCAGACUCGACCUUCUCAGAGACCUUCAAGGAAGGCGUUCAGGAGGUUUUCUUCCCCUCGGAUCUCAGUCUGCGGAUGCCUGGCAUGAAUUCAGAGGACUAUGUUUUUGACAGUGUUUCUGGGAACAACUUUGAAUAUACCCUAGAAGCCUCAAAAUCGCUCCGACAGAAGCCGGGAGAUAGCACCAUGACGUACCUGAACAAAGGCCAGUUCUAUCCUGUCACCUUGAAGGAAGCGAGCAGCACCGAGGGCAUCCUCCACCCCAUCAGCAAAGUCCGCAGUGUGAUCAUGGUGGUUUUUGCCGAGGACAAAAGCAGGGAAGACCAGUUAAGACACUGGAGAUACUGGCACUCGCGGCAGCACACGGCUAAACAGAGGUGCAUUGACAUAGCUGACUACAAAGAAAGCUUCAACACCAUCAGUAACAUUGAGGAGAUUGCUUAUAAUGCCAUUUCUUUCACUUGGGACAUUAAUGAUGAAGCAAAGGUGAUAUUGGAGUUUUUCUGUAAUCUCAUUAUAGAAAAUAUUUCUCUGCACAAUGAGUAUGGUCUGAACAUUUGUUUUAUCCAGACUUGGGUGACUUGGCCUGUUGUCCAAAGCCAAGUCAAGGCCAAGUCACCCAAGGUAGAACCCACCCCAGGUGUUACCGCGGUGAGGAACAGAACACAUCCGCCAUGUUGCUGCCCCAGGACCCAGAGCACAGCUCUGCCUCGUGUUCCUACACUUGCUCUCUCCCUGUUUUGGGUGCUGCUGAUUAAAGAUUGUCACCUUCCUAAAUGAAGAUUCACAGACACUGACUGAGCUUCUCCAGCAGAACUUAGUGUAGUCCGUCCAUGAGCGUGGGCUGCAUUGAUCAAGAGUGUGGGUGUGUGGGUGAAGGUCACACUAACGGGAAGUCCAUACGGGUAUCUUCUCAGGAGGUCACCUGUGGGGAAAGUGGAAAUACUGAAUUACAGAAAGGGGGGUAGUGCUCCCUCGCUGUUUUUACCACAUUGUGAUGUCGUAAGGAUCAGUCACUAUCCCAGCAGCUUAGAGAAUGGUGUAGCUCGGGGGGUCAGCAAACUGCAGCUCUCAGGCCCUGGCCAGCCAGGGGCCUGUUUUUGUGAAUAAAGAUUUU